Molecule: messenger RNA, 793 nt
Organism: Sorghum bicolor (sorghum)
Lineage: Eukaryota; Viridiplantae; Streptophyta; Magnoliopsida; Poales; Poaceae
Exons: 1
Coding region: 206-580 (124 amino acids)
Source: RefSeq, a predicted model, not a curated record
CGAGGUGGGUGGCCGAGUGACCCAUCUCACUCGCCAUCACUCACCCUCCAAUUCUCUUCCAUACCUCCUCUCCUCCCUCCCAGCCUCACCUCACUUCGUGCAUGGUCUUCACUCUUCUUCAGAGUAGAGAGAGGACGAGGAGCAGAGGAGGAAGAAGAAGAAGAGCAGGGGGCGGCGGCAGCGGCAGCGGCAGCAGCUUCCGCCGAUGUGCUGCUACGUGGGCAAGGCCACCAAGAUCUUCCUGUGCCUGGUGGCGGCGCUCCUCGUCGCGGGCCUCGUCCUCGGCUUCGGCCUGGCCCGCCACACCUGGGGAGCCGACAGGGCCCAGCCAGCAGACUGCCGCUGGCCCGACUGCCAGCAGCAGCAGGGCUCCGCGUACGGCGGCGACCCGCUCCUCCCGGCCACCACGCCGACCAACCCGCUCACGCAGCCGGCCGUCGCCGCGUUUCCCGGUGCCACUACCACCCCGUCGUCCUCCUCCUCCGCCGGCGUCGCGGCGCCGCCCACGGGCGGACCGUACUUUGGGCCGCCUGGCCCGUUCGUCGUGGGCCUCGGCCCAGCUGCUGGAGGCCGCCGCUGAAGCCGCUGGAGGCCUGACUGCCUGAGGCGAUGCGACCUGCCUUUUUGACUUUUGCUCGUUAUUAGUCGUAGUCUUCUCCCUUUCUGGAAUCACCGUUUCAAUAUAGUUUAUUAUCAAUUUUUUUAAUUCUUAUUAGGUUUCCACUAGUUUUUGACUCGUUUCGCUGUACAAUACAAUUUGGUAAAUUACUCCGAACUUCACCCUUUUUUUUCC